Messenger RNA from Solanum lycopersicum (tomato), 861 nucleotides. RefSeq lists its product as uncharacterized. Lineage: Eukaryota; Viridiplantae; Streptophyta; Magnoliopsida; Solanales; Solanaceae. The record is from RefSeq and is a predicted model, not a curated record.
UGAUCGAUUUACACAAGCACCAAAACAACAAACAUCGAUAUAUACACAUAAUUAAAUGGCUAAGUUUUUAUUCAUUGUAAUUUCUUGCUUUUUUUUCCUAGCAUUCCAAAAAGGAAACCAAGCACUUACCGUAACGUACACAGUAACAAAUAGGGAUCCAAAUUCAUCUGGAGGCAUUCGAUUCACAAACGAAGUUGGCAUAAAUUACACCAAACAGACCCUGGCCAAUUCCACUAAUUUCAUUUGGGCAAUUUUUCAACAAACAGCUGAUGCUGAUAAGAAACAAUACACAGCUCUCAAUGCUUUUGUUGAGAAUACUACUAAUGGAUACAUUGCUUAUACAGUCGGCAAUGAAAUUCAUUUAGGCACAAGUUACAUUCAGUCUUAUUCCGGGAACAUUAAAACAGAGCUCACUGGAAUCCUAUUUCAUGAGGCAACUCAUGUUUGGCAGUGGUUUGGUAAUUCCUCCACUCCAGGGGGAUUAAUAGAAGGGAUUGCGGAUUAUGUGAGACUAAAGGCGGGUUAUGUGGUUAGUAACUGGGCGAAGAACGGUCAAGGUACGCGAUGGGACGAAGGUUAUUCAGUCACAGCACGUUUUCUGGAUUAUUGUAAUGGUUUGAGAAAUGGAUUUGUGGCAGAAUUGAAUAAGAAAAUGAGGAGUGGUUAUAGUAACAAUUUUUUUGUUGAAUUGCUUGGCAAGACACCAGAUCAGCUUUUUGUUGAUUACAAGGCCAAGUAUAAUAAUACUGCUUAAGCCUUUUAUGUAUUACAUGAUCGUAUAUAUAUUUUAAUGAACAAAAUAAGGUGAUCAGUUUUGGAUUACCUAGACAUUUAUGUUAUAUUAGUGUUGUCUUCAGUAUA